Pomacea canaliculata is the source of this 1069-nucleotide messenger RNA. RefSeq lists its product as uncharacterized. Gene Ontology annotation, cellular component: membrane. Lineage: Eukaryota; Metazoa; Mollusca; Gastropoda; Architaenioglossa; Ampullariidae. The transcript has 4 exons. The record is from RefSeq and is a predicted model, not a curated record. Bases 50 to 979 code for a protein of 309 amino acids.
CUCUUGUUGUUAGAGUUUGUGACCAGCAAACAACUACGCAGCAGACGACAUGGACGUGAUGACCUUUCACCUCAUUGUUACAGGUCUGCGACUGACAGGACCUCGCCGUACAGACAGUAACAUGGGGCGUGUAGAAGUGGAGAUUGGAAGUAAACAAUUUAGUACAGUGUGUGUAAACAACGAGAAAACUGCCGCAGUCAUCUGCAGACAACUCAAAUUAAGCACAUUAAGUGCUGUAAUGGUAGACGGUGGGUUGUUCGGACAAGACAAGAAACCUUUACUUCAAGCUACUUUUGCUUGUAAGGGAACAGAGAGAAGCCUGGAUGAGUGUGGGCGAAGUAACACUGCGAAGGACUGUUACUCUGAUGAUGUUGGCGUCUAUUGCAACACACAUAUACAUCUUUUAAUAGUUUCUCAUGAGGAAAGGUACCCAUUUAUAGAAGGAGGAAACAAAGUUCUGAUGUGCGUGACACCACCAAAGUAUCAACGGGUCGCUGAGUACUCAUGGGAACACACAGCUGGUGGUCGUCCUAAUCUGGAAUUUCUGAUGUUUGACAAUCUGACUAAAGAGUACAAUGGACGUCAAGUAGGCUGCAGCACACGCUAUCGUCAACGGAAUUCUAAUUAUGCACAUAAUAUAUGGAGUGAUUUUGAUAAGCUAAAGGUUUACUAUAAGCCGUUGAUUACAAUAACAUGGACUAACAACACUGGGGAACAACAGCCCUUGUCAAGUCUUUCUGAUUUAAAGCCUGGACACAACGUGACCCUGUGGUGUAAAGCUGACAGCAACCCUCCCCCCGCGUCCAUCACGUGGUCAGGAAGAGUGAACAGCACGACUGGGGAGUUACGGAUCCUAGCGGCAGACCACGUGACACACAGCGGUGUGUACACCUGUACCGUCGUCACUGAAACCGUUGAUGAUGACGACAGACUUCCGCUGACCUCAUCUUACCAGGUCAACCUCAGAGUUCAAGGUUGACAUUUACUUUCGUUGUUUAUUCUAAUAUUUAGUGCAAGCAUUAAGUUAAAUUGUUCUUAGUUGUACAAUAACUUGACAAGCAAACUUCAC